This is a messenger RNA of Dioscorea cayenensis subsp. rotundata (Guinea yam), 783 nucleotides long. RefSeq lists its product as uncharacterized. The transcript has 2 exons. The coding region runs from base 99 to 557 and encodes 152 amino acids. The record is from RefSeq and is a predicted model, not a curated record. NCBI's taxonomy places the organism in Eukaryota, Viridiplantae, Streptophyta, Magnoliopsida, Dioscoreales, Dioscoreaceae.
UUUUAAGUCGCUAUAAAUGAGACCCUCCACUCUUAUCAUCUCUUCACAACCGCAUUGAAGUCUCUGGUUACUUGUUUCCCUUUUGAUUGAUUUCAUCAAUGGGAGCAAGCUUUGUAGGCAUUGAGAUCAAAGUGGUUGUGCCUUAUGGGAAGGCAAAGGAGGCUGUGGAGUUCUACAAAGAAGCCUUUGGCGCGGAGGAAGUGAAGUGCAAGACUCAUUCAAGUCUCGACAGCGAGAAUGAUCUCCUUGAUCCUAUUCUCUGUGCUCAGCUCAAGAUUGGCUCUUCUACCUUCCUUGUCUGUGACCAGCCUGAUGCUUCCUCCUCAGCAGUAAAAUUAGCGGAGAUGGAGAAUGGAAUUUUCUUCAGAAUGGAAACAGACGAUGUGGUAGGGGCCUUAGCAAGGGCUAUGAAAGCUGGAGCUAAGAAGGUGGGUGAGGUUAUAGAGGAAGCAUGUGUGUGCACUGGAGUGCAAGCUGGAACAGUGAUUGAUCCUUUCGGUGUUGCAUGGACCAUUACUUCCAUCUCCGGCGCUUCGUCCUCAAACAAAUGUUGCUGAUGUGAUAAUAUAUAAUCAUAUAAAACUAUUAAAUGUCCUUUGUGAUGGUUUUGUUCAAUUAUUGAUGCACUAGCUAGCGUCAUAUCACAGUUUAGGAUAAGCUUGUUGUGGUUGUCUACUUGUCUUUAGUGUUUUCUUUCUUGCUUUUAUAUAAAGAACUAGUUUGAAUGGUUUUCUUUUAUUUGUAUAAACCAAUUUGCAUCAUAAAAUGUCUCGUAAUUGUCUC